This is a messenger RNA of Candida dubliniensis CD36, 4821 nucleotides long. It is a transcript of the gene ZCF1, whose product is annotated as Zcf1p. The transcript has a single exon. NCBI's taxonomy places the organism in Eukaryota, Fungi, Ascomycota, Pichiomycetes, Serinales, Debaryomycetaceae. Bases 1 to 4821 code for a protein of 1606 amino acids. Gene Ontology annotation, biological process: regulation of DNA-templated transcription. The record is from RefSeq and is a predicted model, not a curated record. Gene Ontology annotation, molecular function: zinc ion binding; DNA-binding transcription factor activity, RNA polymerase II-specific.
AUGAGUACUGGAUUACUUCCAAUUUCUUGUAUUUCUUGUCGGAAAAGAAAAAUAAAAUGUAAUAGAAUUAAACCUUGUGAUCAAUGUAUGAAACGACAUGUUCAAUGUGAAUUCCCAGAAAAAUUUAGAAAUAUUAAAAUUCAAGAAGAUGAAUUUAAAUCUAAACCUAAACUUGAACUUGAACCUGGACCUGGACCUGAACCUGAACCUGAACUUAAACCUAAACCUAAACCAGAGCCGGAGUCUGAACCUGAACCAGAAUUUGAACCUGAAAACACCAUGAAAUUGAUUUAUGAUCAUCCUAGGAAACCUUCUGAUAAUUCAAGUAUCUCAACAAGUGGAUCAGGAUCGGGAUCAGGAUCAGGAUCAGGAUCAUUAAUGUCAUCAGUACCAAGAGAAUCAACCGAUUCAACUGAUUCAAUGCCAACUAGUGCUGAAAGUGCCACAAAUUCCGAUUUUCUUGAAAAAUGUUCAGUUAUGAGAAAUGAUUCAAUUGAUAGAAAAUCUUGUUCAUCUUCAUCAAUAACACCUAUAACAAUUGAUUCAUUAAAAAGUUCAACUUUAUCCACUACAGGUUUACCUACUGACACUGGCACUGGUACUAGCACUGGCACCGGUAAUAGUUUAAUAAUCAAUAAUAAUAAUAAUAAUAAUACUUCUAAUCGGGAGAUUUCUGAUUCUGACAAAUAUAAUUUAUUGAAAGAUGAUUAUGAUAUGAUGAAGGCAGCAAAUACUCAUUUAUUAAAUAGUAAUCGAUUAUUAACUCGUCAAUUAGAAGAAUUACAACAAUCAAUCCUUAAUUCUUCUGGUCAUGGUGGUGGUGGUAGUAGUAGUAGUAGUAAUAAUAAUAAUAAUAUUACUAAUGCUAUAAACAACAAUUAUAAUAAUAUCAUUAAUAAGACUAAAGAUUGUGAUAUUGGAAAUGGAAAUAGAAAUGAAAGUAUUAAUUCAAAUGGUAAUUUUCUUCCAACAUUAUCUAGAUGUGGUGAUAAACGUGGUAAUACAUCUGAUUCAUAUUCUGAUGAAUCACCACCAAAUAAAAAAGAAAAAAUUGGAGUUUUUGGUCAUUCUAAAUCUAGUUUCCCUAAAGAUUCUGCUAGUAAAAAUCAAGGAAUAUAUUCCAAUAAUCAAUUCAUUGAAGAUAGUGAUAGUAAUAGUAGUCAACAAAAAGAAACAUCAUCCUCAUCAAUUGAUAGUGGUAGUAAUAGUAGUAGCAGUAGUAGUAGUAGUAGUGGAGGUGAAAUUGGUCCUACAUUUAGUUUUCAACCAUUAUCUGAAGAACAAAGGGAAUUAUUUCAUGGACGGAAAAUUCAUCGUGCCAAACGUAAUAGAGGACAAGGACAAGGACAAGGACAAAGGCAAGGAGUUUUGGAUCAUCAAUCAUCGAAUCAAUUAUCUUCAAAUAAAUAUCGUUUAACAAAUCGUCAAUUAAAGCAUAAUUGGGAACAAGAUGUUGAUAAUUAUCAAGAUCAAGAAACUAUGAAAUUUAAUAUUCAAAUACAAAAAAGUUUGAAAAAAAAACCAUUACCUAUAUUACCAUCUUAUUUAUUAAAAUAUGAUGAUUUAGAUAAUAAUAUUAAUAAUAAUAGUUCUGGUAGUAGUAGCAGUAGUAGUAUUAGUAAUAAUAAUACUGAUUCUACUAUUUAUCAAGAUGUUAAUAAAUUAAAUUUUGAAGUGAUUAUUAAAUUGGUGAAAAAAUUUUUUGAAAAUAAUUUAUAUUAUCGAACUUUUAUAUCAAGUAAUCAUGUUUUCAAUUUUUUAAAUGGAUAUAAUAAUGAUAAUAAUACUGAUGAUAAUGAUUGGGAAAAUGAUGAUGAUUUAUUAUUGAUAUAUAUGAUAUUAUGUUUAUCUAUUGAAAGAUUAAGUCCUCAAGAUUAUGUUCAAUUAAAUUUAUUACCUAAUGGUUCAUUAAAUAUUUGUACUAAAUAUCGGAAAUAUCUUACUCGUCAAGUUUUAUAUAAAAAUUUUGAAAAAUUAAAAAUUAAUUUAAUUGAUGAAUCAAUGAUUACUAUUCAAGCUUAUAUAUUAUGUUCAGAAUGGUUAUUUUUACAACAAAAUUAUGAAGAAUGUUGGAAAAUGAUGUUUCAUGCUUGUUCUAUUUCUUAUUCAAUUGGAUUACAUAUUAUGAAUCAAUAUCAAGCAACAACAACAACAACAAUAACCAACAAUAGUAGUGGUAGUAAUGAACAAAAUAAACUGUUUAAGAAUGUUGUUGAUACAACUAUAGGAGAAUCUAAUAUUAAUAAUGGGAAAAAAAAUACCGUUAAAUUAGAAGGUGAUGAAAUGAAUGAUGAAGAAGAUUUAAAUGCUCAACAAUAUCGUCUUUGGUAUGCUCUUAAAUAUUUGACUUCAAUAAUUUGUUCUAUAUUUGGUCGACCAAAUCCUAUUUCUGUCCAAGUUGGUAUGAAUAAUAAUAAUGGUAGUAGUAGUAACAGUAACAGUAACAGUACAUUAUUGGAUCAAACAGAUUGGAAAUUACAUAUUUUACUUAAAUCAGAAUCAAGUGAAUUGUUAAGAUUAUCAAAUCUUAUGUUGAUUGAAAAUCAUCUGAUUGAUAUUCCUAUUGAAAAAAUGAUGUUAUUAAAAUCAAAAUUUGAUAUUAAUAUUAAAAUUUUAGAAGAUUUUUAUAAAUUUAUUGAAAAAAAAUCUAAAAAUAAUAUUAAAAAUGAUUUUAUUGAUAAUGAUGAUUUAAAAAAACAAACUAAAAACAAAUUAAAUGAUAAGAAUGAUAAGAAUGAUAAGAAUGAUAAGAAUGAUAAGAAUGAUGAAUAUGAUGAAUAUGAUGAAUAUGAUGAAUAUUCAUUAAAUACAAAAGAAUUGGAUAUAUUAUCUGAUACUAUUAUUUUACAUAUUAAUAGUAUAAAAUUAAUAGAACCAUUUGUUAAAAAAUAUGAAAUUCAAAAAAAUCAUCAUGAUAAUAAAUUUUCAAUUCAACAAAUGAAUUCAAUUGAUAAAUUUUUACAAUUAUUGAAUAUAUUUAUUGAAAAAUUUUUAAAUGUAUAUAUUCAAAGACAUUUAUUAGAAAAAGAAAUUAUUAUUGUUAAUAAUAAUAAUAAUAAUAAUAAUAAUAAUAAUUCUAAUGAUGAUGAUGAUGAUGAUGAUGAUUUUAAUGAUAAUAAUAAUAAGAAGAAGAACAAAUUGAAUCAAAUUUCAUUCUCGUCACCACCACCACCACCAACAACAACAACAAAAAAAACUGCAACAACAAAUGCAGCUGCAAAUGCAGCUGCAAAUGCAGCAACAAAUGUGGCAGCAAAUGUGGCAGCAAAUUCGGCAGCAAAUUAUGGACCAUCAAAAUUUGGUAGAAAAUUGAAAUCAUAUUAUCCAUUUUUAAAUUCAAUGUUAGGUCAAGGAAUGAUUUUAAUAUUUAUUUUUUUACAUCAUAAAUCAAAAGAAUUUGUUUUAAAUGAUUUUAAAACUACUAAAUUAAAUAAUAAUUUUUUACAAUUGAUUGAAAAAAAAUUAAAUAAUUUAUUACAAUUUGAAUUUAGAUUAUCAUCAAAAUAUAUUACUACUUCAAGAAUGUGGUCAUCUAAUAUGAUAUAUUUAAUUGAUAGAGUUUUAAAUUUAAUUAAAAUGAUUUAUGAAAAGCAACAAGAAGAAGAACAACAACAACAACAACAAGAAAGAGAAAAAGAUCAAACCCAAGAUCAAGAAAGUGAAGAUCAAGAAGGUGAAGAAUCAGAUAAACAAAGUUUUAUAUCUAUGAAAUCAAAAUCUAGUUCUGAAGAACCUUCCAAUUCAACAUCAGUACAACCACCACCACCACCACCAUCAUCAUCAUCACAACCACCACCACCACAAAUUCCUAAUAUAGAAGAAGAAUUUCCAAUAACUACAUCACAAGGAAAUCUUUUAUAUUUAUUUAAUACUAAUCCAUUUGGUGAUCCUUCUCAAUUUGAAUAUUUGAAUGGAUUUCAUUUAAAUGAUCCAAAUUGGUUGACUUGUCUGGAUAAUAUCCUGUAUUAUUUGGAUUCACUUGGUGAAGAUGGUAAUAAAGAAUCAAUUAAUGAUUUUAAACAAUAUGAAUCAACUACAGAAACCACAAAUGGUAAUCUAGAUACAUCUCUUGACCCAACUGGAACUGGAACUGGAAAUGGAACUAGAGAUGCGGCUGGUAUGAUGAGAACUAAUGGGUCCUCAAGUUCUAAUUCUGUUACAAACCCUAGUAUUGCUACUUCAUCUGUAAGUGCUCCAACAGCAUCAAAUACUAUUGAUCCUACUAAUACUGCUCCUGUUACUACUGCUCCUGCUACUAUGACGACCAAUUCAUCUACCAUUCCAUUACACCCACAACCCAAGAGUUCUUCUUCUUCUUCUACUACUACUACUACUAAUCUGACAAUAUUCAAUCAAGGGUCAGGAGGUGAUGUAUUUGGAUUGAAUUAUUACAAUAACAAUAAUAAUGGGAAUUGGUCAUCAUCAGAAUCUCCAAAAAUUCAAGGUCAAGGUCAAGGUCAAGGUCAAUCAAUAACUAAAAUACCAUUAAAUUCUGGAACAUCUACUCUUGUUUCAUUAAUUCCAAAUCAAACAAAAUUUCCAAAUCAAGUAUCACCAAUUCCUCCAAUAUUACCACCAUUAUCUCAACCAUUAUCUCAACCAUUAUCUCAACCAUUAUCUCAACCAUCACAGGUGCAACCACAACCAUCACAACCAUCACAACUACUAUCGCAACAAGUUCCAAAUCCUUCUAAUAAUCCUAAUAUUGGUUAUUUUUUCCCACAACAAAUAUUACCAAAUUAUAAUACUCCAUCAUAUGGAAAUUUCAAUAUUCAAUCAAUGAAAUCAACUCAGAAUGAUAAUGAUGGUUCAAAUCAAUAA